This is a messenger RNA of Rhodamnia argentea, 664 nucleotides long. RefSeq lists its product as uncharacterized. The transcript is spliced from 2 exons. The record is from RefSeq and is a predicted model, not a curated record. Gene Ontology annotation, biological process: systemic acquired resistance. Bases 152 to 511 code for a protein of 119 amino acids. Lineage: Eukaryota; Viridiplantae; Streptophyta; Magnoliopsida; Myrtales; Myrtaceae. Gene Ontology annotation, molecular function: fatty acid binding.
UAUUUGCAUAUCUAAAGGACUAGCUGUCGAAUAAACAAAAAGCAAUCUUUCCAUAGUGCUUUCACCACUUUCUUUGUGGUUUGCACUUGUGAGAACUUUCCGGUUCUCAUAAAAGCUCGCAGGCUGAGACUCAUUAUGCAUAAUUGAAGAUAUGGAAGCUCCAAUGAAGCACAUUAGUGUUCUGGUCAUUUUUGCAAUUUUGGCCAUUUCAGGUUUCCAGACUGUCUAUGGGGCGGGUGAAUGUGGCAAGUCUUCAACACCCGAUAGGGAGGCUUUUAAGCUGGCCCCUUGCAUGUCUGCGGCACAGGAUGAGACCGCACCUGUGUCAAGAAACUGCUGUGCUCAGGUGAAGAGAAUAGGGCGGAACCCAAGCUGCCUAUGCGCUGCCAUGCUGUCAAACACUGCGAAAAUUGCAGGAAUUAAGCCUGAAGUUGCCGUCACCAUUCCAAAACGCUGCAACCUUUCUGAUCGCCCCGCUGGGUACAAGUGUGGAGGUUACACAGUGCCAUAAUGGUCAUGGCCGAUCACCAGUUUGCUGCAGUUUGGAUCGCUCUGUUGUGUUAUUUAUUUAACUUCAAUAAUGUGCAUGCCGUUAACAUGUAACGGUAAUGAUAUGAUGAAAUGUACUCGCUAGAGCCGACAAUGGCGGACUAUGUUUAUGCCC